Messenger RNA from Lottia gigantea (owl limpet), 1140 nucleotides. RefSeq lists its product as hypothetical. The transcript is spliced from 9 exons. The coding region runs from base 4 to 576 and encodes 190 amino acids. NCBI's taxonomy places the organism in Eukaryota, Metazoa, Mollusca, Gastropoda, Lottiidae. The record is from RefSeq and is a predicted model, not a curated record. Gene Ontology annotation, cellular component: dynactin complex. Gene Ontology annotation, biological process: cytoskeleton-dependent cytokinesis.
AAGAUGGCCGACUCAGAACAACUUGACACUCUGGAAAAAACAAUUGAAGGUUUAGAACAAAUUGUUUUCGGCUGUGUCGAAAAAGAUGCACAUUAUCCGAAGGUUUCUGAAACUAAAGUUCAGUGUAUUGAUAGCUUGUUAGAGAUCAACAAUAAAAUAUCAACUUCUGUUACUGGCAAAAAAAGAAUUCCUAAAGCUUUUACUAAAUUAAAUGAAUUAAAGUUAUCGUUAGACCCUGCCUACACAGAUGAGAUGACUUUAUCAGAAUCAGCUAAAAUAGAUACAGUCCUAGCAGAAGAAGAGUUUUUAAGAGAACAAGCUAAUAGAUUAGACACCAUGCAACAACUAGAAGAGAUGAUCAGCAGUGAACAUAUUAAAGCUGUACCUAAAUUUUCUGGUAAACUUCAUGAAUUGAGUCAAGUUCAGAUUAAACAACAGGACCAGACAGCUUUGAUAACAGAAGAAGUUCAACAAGCAUUAGAUUCUUAUAAUACUAUUAUCACCCUGCUGUCAAAACAGUUUGCUAAAUGGGAUGAAAUUGUUACAAACGCAGAAAUAGCAGCCCAGAAAAAAUGAGAGACAUUGUAACAAAAUAGUGCAAUUUUGAAUUAUCUUUCCUUGGUAUGGUGCUUCAAACUUUGUUAUUGAAACCAAAUUUGUUUGGCAUUUAAACAAUUCUUUUUGUUUCAUUGACUGCUGUUAGAUCUAUUUCAGUUAUGUGUUAAGCACAAGACUUAACUUGUGUAAGGUGUUAUAGAAGAAGCACUGUUCUCUCAUGUGUAGAGACCAUGCUUAACGGCAUCUCAAAGUAAAAUUAUAAUUUGAAUAAAAUAUGUUACUAAACUUGUGUAGGACUACGAACAUCACAAAUGCUAUGUUUAACUAUAAUUUGAAUAGACUAAGUCUUACUACAAACAUCACAAAUGCUAUGUUUUGAUUCUAGCAAUUGUGCUGUGACAAACACCUUUGUUUAAAGAUUUAAGAGAGGGGCCUCUACAAAAGAGGCUUUAAGUUAUUCUUUAUGUUGGUGUACUAGUAUUACUUAUAAAUAUCUUUGAACAUUCAGUGGCUACAUUGAGUAGAAUUGAAGACAAUUUCUUUGUUAAUUUAUUUAUUGUAUAUAUGGAAAUAAAAUAUAUU